UCCUUUUCUUUUGGCUUGUUACGUUCUCGUUCCCCUUUCUUCUUCACAUUCCUCAAACGCUACUGCCCAUCAACCACCACACCGCCAUGAAGAAGCCCUGCUCGGUGUGCGAUUUGCCUCUGGAGUCCUUGUUGAAAAUCGCUUCCUACUUGAGCUUCUCGGAUCUUUGGUAUUUCGGGACCACCUCACGCUCUUGCCAGAAACUGGCGCAUCAGCUCGUAUGGCACAAGUACCACAUCGACCUCGCACGACCACGCAUCAACUCAUUCAACCAUCUGAUCCACGCCAGCAUCGCCUAUGUGUGUCGGUACGGAUACGACGAGCAGCACAAUAUCAACCACCCAGCGAUCCAAUCAGUUGCAAAUCGACUUGCCGUCGAGAUCUAUGAUCGAACACCGCAGCUCAACUGGGCGCCGUGUCUCGAUUUUUUGCUCGACAAGGCCCUGGGCAUCAUGCUCGAUCAUGUUCUCUACGACCCAUCGCUCGACCCCUUACCGCACCAACAUUCAUCAGCAAACGACUUGCCGACAAUGUUGAGUCAGGGCAAGAAACAGAAGUAUGCUUCAACGCCCAUGGGUCGUUUGAUGACGACGCUCCUUGUAACGCUCUAUCCAACACUGACGGCGCUCUUUGAUGCGGACCCUGCGAGUGCCAUCCACCAUCGGUUAUUGCUGGCACACAUUUCUCGGCACAUUGACAUUUUGACACGUCGGUACCAUCAGCAACAUCGACGACGUGUAUCAUCAGGCAGUGGUACGUCCACAUCUCUAGCCCGCACUGAAUCUGUGCGCCAUGGAUUCAGGGUCUUGGUGCAGUUCAUUGGCAAUCUUUGUCAAACAGAGCUAAUGACUGCAGCCGAUCUGCAUAUUCUUACUCGUCAGCGGAUUAUCACCUUCUUUAUAUCCUAUCAGUCACACACCACGAUGGUGCGACCGCAAACCAUCACGACGGUCGUUGCUGCAUCAGACUCGUCAUGUUGGCGAUUGUGGAUGGAUGAAAUUGAAUUCCAGACCGCCGUACUCCUUGAUCUAUUACGUGCGGUUGUAUGCCGUCAGUAUACGCGAUUCGAUUCCGGCAAGGAGCUCAAUAUGUUUGCAAGCAUGUUAAGCGAAACCGUAUCCACCAUGGUGUCGUGCAAGUCUUCAUCACCAUCAGCAUCGUCAUCGUCAUCUUCAUCGUCAUCAUCAUCAUCUGUACCUGAAGCAGCAUCCAAAACGGCAGUUGCAACUGCUGUGUCACCUUCCCGGUAG
Zychaea mexicana is the source of this 1250-nucleotide messenger RNA. RefSeq lists its product as uncharacterized. The record is from RefSeq and is a predicted model, not a curated record. The transcript has 2 exons. The coding region runs from base 87 to 1250 and encodes 387 amino acids. Gene Ontology annotation, molecular function: protein binding. NCBI's taxonomy places the organism in Eukaryota, Fungi, Mucoromycota, Mucoromycetes, Mucorales, Lichtheimiaceae.